CAGAAAUUGAUGACGUAGUACGCUUAAGGAAAUCCAGAAACAUGGCCGAGUUCAGGGUGACAACAGAUCGAGAUGGUUCGCGAUCUUUUAACGACCAUGAUGACAGAUGGACCCGCGGAGGUGGAUCUGGGAGGUAUCGCGGGCGAGGUGGAAACUUUAACAGGAGGCCAAGACGAGGUGGUGGAUAUGGUUACGGAGGGUCAAGUUAUAACCGGGGUCGUGGAGGUUACAGUGGGGGUCGUGGACGUGGAGGGGACAGAGAUGGACCAGGGCCGCGAAGCCGGCUGGAUGAUGAUGGAGAUGAAACAAUGGGCAACAGUGAGACCAAGGACAUUGCCAGAUACAAUCCAUAUGGAAGAUCAUCUAGAGGCAACUUCAGAGGCAAUAGCAAAUACAGAAGUGACAACAGAAAUAGGCCUACACAAAUAGGUGGCGAUGCGGGCAUAUUCAAGAGACUGGGGUUGCCACUAGAUAGGAAAACGAUGGGUGAUUCGGAUUGGUACAAAGUCACAAUUCCUUGGGGAAAGAAAACUGAGAAGGAUUUUAUUCUCAAGAGCAUCAAUGAUCAUAUAGAUGUGCCGUUUGUUCCAACAUAUUUUCACUAUGAGGAUAAGAAUGCAGUGUUCUACGUGAAUGACAGCCGGGCUGCAGAGGGAUUAAAGUCAACUACAAAGAGAGUCACUAUGCCAAAUGGCUACAAGAUGACAAUUUUAGUCAAGCCCAGUCAACCACCUAACAUUCCGAUGGGAAAAGAAGAGAUUGAUAAACUGAAGGUGUGUAUGAGUAACCGCUACGACCCGGCCACAAAGGCGUUAAACCUGAGUUGUCUCCAUACGGACCAAGAGUUGGCACAGAGCAACCUGUUCAUGUGCCUUGCCCGACCACAGGUCAUGUCCAAUGUGGUGAAAGUCAUCAAAGAAAACAUUCCCGAGUUGGUACAGCUAGAUGUGAGCAACAACAAGCUCCAGAGUCUGGAGCACCUGGGCGGUCUUGUCCCUAGCACGCCCGACAUGAAAGUGCUUAACCUGGCUAACAACAAGAUAAACAUGUUGGAGGAGUUACGUAAAGUACAGAAGUGGAAGAUAGACUGGUUGACUCUGGACGGCAAUCCUCUCUGUGAUAAGUUCAAUGAUCACACUGCGUAUGUCAGUGGUGUUAGGCGACUAUUUCCUAAAGUUUUAAAAUUGGACACAACUGAUCUUCCCCCACCCAUCACGUUUGACAUUGAAGCAAGAACGGACCUGCCCAAGUCUAAGGACAGUUACUUUCCAAAUGACACAGUCAAAAAUGGUGUAGUGAAGUUCCUAAAAGAUUAUUUCCUGGUCUACGACUCUGAUGAUCGAACAGGAUUGGCGGGAGCGUACCAUGAGACAGCCAUGUUUUCACUGUCCACAUCUUAUAACCCAACUGUUCAAAACAAACAGACGUCAUUGUCAACCUAUAUUGAUGAAACAAGGAAUUUGCUCAGAGUCUACAAAGAUACAUCACGGAAAUUCAAGACAUUAAAGAACGGCAACAAGAUUGUGGCUCAGCUCUGCCUGUUACCAAAGACACAACAUGAUCCAAACUCCUUCGUCGUAGACUGCAACUUCGCAACGGCUCAGAUGAUCAGUUUCAACAUACAGGGAGUUUUUAAAGAAGUGGACAAGAAGUCUGACAAGCCGCCGAUGAGAGCCUUCAGCAGAACAUUUGUAACAGUUGCUAGUGGAAGCGGCAUGGUUAUAGUCAAUGAUGUCUUGACAGUGACCAACGCAUCUCCGGACCAAAUUCAGACUGCCUUCAAGAACCCGGCCCCCACCCCCUCCUCUAGCCCCAUACCCCAGACAUCGCCCACAGAACCAUUUGCAGCCGCAGGGCUCACCGAGAUACAGACACAGAUGGUUGCCAGCUUCAUGAAUGACUCCAGAAUGAACUCUGAGUGGUCGGCAAAAUGUUUGGUACAGAACAACUGGGAGUACGCGAAAGCUGGUCAGAACUUCCUAGAGCUCCAGCAAAAGGGCCUUAUACCACCAGAAGCAUUCAAAACGUAAUCCUGGAUGGAAUCUAUUUGAUUGACUUCAAACGUACAUGCAGCAUACUGGAUAGCUCUCUUAGUGACUGUUCAUAUUCAUCAGAGGGGACAGAUCUUUGAAGUUUAUGAAUACAAGAUGGAAAAAAUAGCUGAAUAAAUGUCAAAUCAUCACUGUGCACACACAUUUUUAAAACUGACAGCAUUACUGUUACAUGUGUUUGGUUAGUGAAAGGUGCUGAAAUUUCGUGAAAUUCCCAAGAGGAUCUGUAAAGAGCAGAAGUAGCUGCAUUGUCUCCAGUGAGAUCAGUAUAUUGUAUCAAAGAGCUGUUGGAAAAUCAUUAUGCUAUAUUUGAUAAUCAGCUGGUUUCCAGUGAGAACAGUACAUAGUGUCAAAGAGCAGUAGGAAAAUCAUUUUGCUAUAUUUGAUAAUCAACUGGUUUCCAGUGAAAACGGUACAGAGUGUCAAAGAACAGUGGAAAAAAAGCUUUAUAUUAUAAUGUCUUUGAUGUCGUGAUAUUACUGUGUUUAAUUGGUUAACUAAUAUCUCAUGAAUUGCUGACAAAUAUUGUACUUGUAUCAGUUCUGGUCAUGUUAAGAUGUACUGAAAUAUGUCUCCUGUUUUAUGUAAAUAUGUCUCCUGUUUUAUGUCGAUGUCAAUGUUUGUUUGUUAAAUGUCGAGGGGCAUAGAUGAUGCAUGUUUUAUUUAACUUUUUUACAUGUGUUAUGUAUGAGAAUUUUAAUUGUAAAUUUAAUUGUAAAUAUUGUAAAUAUCUCAUGAUCGAAAUAGACAAAAUAAUGAUAGUAGUAAUGAUGACUUUUAUCUCUGUCAAUUUGUCAAGUUAGUCAAGUAAGCCAGGAGAAAUCAUGUGUUUUAAUUGAUAUGUUUUGUUUAAACUGAUGAGGUCAACAAUAAAACUUGAAUUA
Molecule: messenger RNA, 2935 nt
Organism: Mya arenaria
Lineage: Eukaryota; Metazoa; Mollusca; Bivalvia; Myida; Myidae
Product: nuclear RNA export factor 1-like
Exons: 22
Coding region: 42-2030 (662 amino acids)
Biological process (GO): poly(A)+ mRNA export from nucleus
Cellular component (GO): cytoplasm; nucleus
Molecular function (GO): RNA binding; protein binding
Source: RefSeq, a predicted model, not a curated record